GCACACUGGCUGUACACGAGAAGGGGGUGAAAAACACAAUCCGAAAACACCAUUAUGGGCCAAUUUUGCGGUGUUAAUGCGAACCUUUAUGCCUCCGAAACUCGUUUACGUUGGAGGCAUUUUUGAUCAGUGAAAAAAGGCACACCCAGAAACGGUUUCUCUGUCGCCUAGACACCGUUUAACCCUUUGGGUGGGUUCCUCGUUACGUGGAAUCACAUCAAUCUCGGUUCUUCAGUCAGGGUCGGAAAUGUAGAUCUGUUGUAGCCCCAGGCGGGGUUUAUUUUUUUACAUAAAGAUCUAGAAAUGGCCGUGUAAAUGGUAGCCUACGUAACAGUAAUGUUUGGGUGGACCUCGAGCCUGUGGAAUGGAAGUAAACGGAGACGUCAACAUGGCGACAGCUGCUUCGCCCCUGCGCUCGAGAUGAAUCCUCAUCUAUAAAGCUCCCAGAGUGACCGGAGAUUAGCUGGUGCAGCUACCAGAGCAGGAUGUCAAUAUGGCUGCUCAGCUGCUCGUUCCACCCGGACCUGACAGCUUCCGGCCCUUCGUGCCCGAGUCUCUCGCUGCUAUCGAGCGCCGCAUCGCAGAGGAGGCGGCCCAACGGCCCAAAGUCGAGAGGCGGCCUGAUGAUGAUGACGAAAACGGGCCCAAACCCAACAGCGAUUUGGAGGCGGGGAAAUCCCUGCCCUUUAUCUACGGAGACAUUCCACCCAAAAUGGUGUCCGUCCCGCUGGAGGACCUGGACAACUACUACAGCAACCAAAAAACCUUUAUAGUAUUGAAUCGUGGGAAGGCUAUAUUCCGCUUUAAUGCUACGCCGGCCUUGUAUAUUUUGAGCCCUUUCAAUCCAUUGAGGAGAAUCUCCAUCAAGGUCCUGGUGCAUUCGCUGUUCAGUUUUGUGAUCAUGUGCACAAUCUUGACCAACUGCGCCUUCAUGACCCUCAGCAAUCCCCCGGACUGGGCCAAGAACGUAGAGUACACGUUCACAGGGAUCUACACCUUCGAGUCCCUGAUUAAGAUCCUGGCACGGGGCUUCUGCGUGGGGAAGUUCACUUUCCUGCGAGACCCCUGGAACUGGCUGGAUUUCAGUGUCAUUAUGAUGGCGUAUGUAACUGAGUUUGUAAACCUAGGCAAUGUGUCAGCUCUCCGCACUUUCAGAGUGCUCAGAGCUUUGAAAACUAUCUCAGUCAUCCCAGGGCUGAAGACCAUCGUCGGAGCUCUGAUCCAGUCUGUGAAGAAGCUGUCAGACGUGAUGAUCCUGACGGUGUUCUGUCUGAGUGUGUUUGCUCUGAUCGGACUGCAGCUCUUCAUGGGAAACCUGCGGCAGAAGUGUGUGAAGAUGCCGGAGGCCAAUGUCACUGAAAACCUCACUGCCACGCUGAACUAUAGUAUCGGCUUAGAGCUGCACAACUCCACCUUUAACUGGACAGAGUACAUUACUGAUGAGAAAAAUUAUUAUCACCUCCCAGGCCGCAGAGAUGCUUUGCUAUGUGGAAACUCAAGCGAUGCAGGGCAGUGCCCAGAGGGCUUCAAAUGUAUAAAAGCAGGGCGUAAUCCUGACUACGGCUACACAAGCUUUGACACGUUCAGCUGGGCCUUCCUCUCACUCUUCCGACUCAUGACACAAGACUUCUGGGAAAACCUCUACCAGCAGACCCUGCGUGCAGCUGGAAAGCCCUAUAUGAUCUUCUUUGUUCUUGUGAUCUUUCUGGGCUCCUUUUAUCUGGUGAAUCUCAUCCUGGCUGUGGUGGCCAUGGCAUAUGAUGAGCAGAACCAGGCCACCAUAGAAGAGGCCCAACAGAAAGAAGAAGAGUUUCAAGCCAUGCUGGAACAGCUAAAGAGACAACAAGAAGAGGCACAGGUUGCCGCGGCAGCAGCAACAGAGAGUGGGGAGUACAGCGGCGGGAGGGGGGGCUUGUCAGAGGAAAGCUCCUCUGGGGGGUCCAGACUCAGCUCCAAGAGUGCUAAAGAGCGAAGGAACAGGAGGAAGAAAAGAAAACAAAGGGAAGAAGAAGAGAAAGCCGAUCAGGAGAAGUUCCAUAAGUCCGCCUCAGAGGACAGUAUCAGACGGUCUGGAUUUCGCUUAUCCAUAGAUGCCAACCGACUCUCAUAUGAGAAGAAAUGUUCCACUCCAAAUCAGUCUCUUCUGAGCAUUCGUGGAUCUCUCUUCUCUCCGAGGAGGAACAGUCGUGCAAGUCUUUUCAGUUUUCGUGGUAGAGCACGAGACUUUGGCUCAGAGAAUGAUUUUGCGGACGAUGAGCACAGCACGUUUGAGGAUAGUGACAGUCGCCGCGGAUCGCUCUUCGUACCUCGCUGUGUUGAGAGACGAAGUUCCACUGUCAGUCACUGCAGUCUUGCCCCCAGGAUUAUGCUACCAGCCAAUGGGAAAAUGCACUGUACAGUUGAUUGCAAUGGAGUGGUCUCACUGGUGGGCGGGACAUCUGUACCAACAUCACCAAUCGGACGUUUAUUACCAGAGGGCACGACCACUGAGUCUGAGGCACGUAAAAAACGUUCAGGAUCACACCAUCCAUCUGAUUAUCUGGAUGAAACAGUAGCCAGAAAAAGAGCUCUGAGUGUGGCCAGCAUUCUGACAAAUACUAUGGAAGAACUCGAGGAAUCGCGGCAGAAGUGCCCUCCUUGUUGGUACAAAUUUGCCAACAGCUUCCUGAUCUGGGACUGCUGUCCAACCUGGCUGAAAGUGAAGGAGAUUGUGAACAUGAUCGUGAUGGAUCCCUUUGUUGACCUGGCCAUAACCAUCUGCAUUGUUCUCAACACCCUCUUCAUGGCUAUGGAGCACUACCCCAUGACAGAAGGAUUCAACCAUGUGCUGUCAGUUGGGAACCUGGUAUUCACAGGAAUCUUCACUGCAGAGAUGUGUCUGAAGUUAAUUGCUCUGGACCCAUAUUACUACUUCCAAGCAGGCUGGAAUAUAUUCGACGGCAUCAUUGUGAGCCUGAGUCUCAUGGAACUGGGCCUGGCCAAUGUGGAGGGACUUUCAGUGUUGCGCUCAUUUAGAUUGUUAAGAGUCUUUAAGCUGGCAAAGUCUUGGCCCACCCUGAACAUGCUGAUAAAGAUUAUUGGUAACUCAGUUGGUGCUUUGGGAAAUCUAACCCUCGUCCUGGCCAUCAUUGUCUUCAUAUUCGCUGUGGUGGGAAUGCAGCUGUUCGGAAAGAGCUACCGUGAGUGCGUCUGCAAGAUCUCGGUGGACUGCGAGUUGCCCCGGUGGCACAUGGACGAUUUCUUCCACUCCUUCCUCAUUGUAUUCCGGGUGCUUUGUGGCGAAUGGAUCGAAACCAUGUGGGACUGCAUGGAAGUGGCUGGACAGUCAAUGUGUCUCAUCGUCUUCAUGAUGGUCAUGGUCAUUGGAAAUCUGGUGGUGCUGAACCUGUUCCUGGCCUUGCUCCUGAGCUCUUUCAGUGCCGAUAAUCUCGCGGCCACGGAUGACGACAACGAAAUGAACAACCUGCAGAUCGCUGUGGGCAGAAUACAUAAAGGCAUCGCACUGAUCAAGUCAGCUUUGCGCCAGUUCCUCCAAAGCCUCUGUCUGGCCGGCUCUAAACCACGUGCACUAGAUGAAGAGAAACCCCUUGAUGACCUCCACAGCGACGGCAAGGAGAACUGCUUGUCUAAUCACGCUCCGGUGGCCGUCGACCUCACUAAAGACUAUCUGAAGGAGGUUUGCGUUUCCCCUGGUAACGGGGUGGAAGGUCACGUAAAGUAUGGGAUUGAGGAAGGCGACUACAUGUCGUUCAUACACAAUCCCAGCCUUACUGUUACAGUACCGAUUGCGGUGGGAGAGUCGGACUUUGAAAAUCUGAACACGGAAGAUUUCAGUAGCGACUCGUCCGACGUCGAGGGCAGUAAAGAGAAGCUGCCUGUUGAUGCGGUUCUCAGUUCCUCAGAGGGGAGCACAGUGGAUAUCCGACCCCCUGGAGAGGGGGCGGAGUCUGUCGAGUUGGAGCCGGAAGAGUCCCUGGACCCAGAGGCCUGCUUUACAGAAGGCUGUGUGAUGAGGUUUCAGUGCUGUCAGGUCGAUGUGGAGAAGGGAAACUGGAAGAAUUGGUGGAAUCUCAGGAAAACCUGCUUCAUCAUUGUAGAGCACAACUGGUUUGAGUCCUUUAUCAUCUUCAUGAUUUUACUCAGCAGUGGAGCAUUGGCUUUUGAGGACAUUUACAUUGAGCAGCGUAAGACGAUAAAGACGGUGUUGGAAUAUGCGGAUAAAGUCUUCACAUACGUCUUUAUUUUGGAGAUGCUUCUGAAGUGGGUUGCUUAUGGCUUCGUCAAAUACUUCACCAAUGCCUGGUGCUGGCUUGACUUCCUGAUUGUUGAUGUGUCGUUGGUGAGUUUGGUAGCAAAUGCUCUUGGUUACUCUGAACUAAGUGCCAUUAAGUCCCUGAGAACACUGCGUGCUCUUAGACCUUUGAGAGCAUUGUCACGCUUCGAGGGAAUGAGGGUUGUAGUGAAUGCCCUGCUGGGAGCCAUACCUUCCAUCAUGAAUGUGCUGCUGGUCUGUUUGAUCUUCUGGCUGAUAUUCAGCAUCAUGGGGGUGAACCUUUUCGCUGGGAAAUACUACCAUUGCAUUAAUACCACCAACGAAGAAAUGAUUCCCAUCAGUGUGGUCAAUAACAAGUCCGAUUGCCUUGCCCUGAUUAAUAACAAUGAUACGGCACGCUGGAAAAAUGUGAAAAUUAAUUUCGAUAACGUGGGAGCCGGAUACCUGGCGCUACUGCAAGUGGCCACAUUUAAAGGAUGGAUGGACAUCAUGUACGCAGCAGUGGAUUCUCGUGAUUUGGAGCAACAGCCUGACUAUGAAUCUAACCUUUACAUGUAUCUAUACUUCGUCAUCUUCAUUAUCUUCGGCUCCUUCUUUACCCUUAACCUCUUCAUUGGUGUCAUCAUUGAUAACUUCAAUCAGCAGAAGAAAAAGCUUGGAGGUCAGGAUAUAUUCAUGACAGAAGAACAGAAGAAAUAUUACAAUGCCAUGAAGAAACUGGGAUCUAAGAAGCCUCAGAAGCCAAUUCCCAGGCCUACGAACAAGUUUCAAGGCAUCGUCUUUGACUUUAUCACCAAGCAAGCCUUUGACAUUGUCAUUAUGAUCCUGAUCUGCUUGAACAUGGUGACCAUGAUGGUGGAAACCGACGACCAGACAAAAGAGAUGGAUGCUAUUUUGUACUGGAUAAACUUGGUUUUCAUUAUCCUCUUCAGUGGAGAAUGUGUGCUCAAGAUGAUCUCCCUGCGGCACUACUACUUCACCAUUGGCUGGAAUGUGUUUGACUUUGUAGUGGUGAUUCUGUCAAUUGUUGGCAUGUUCCUCUCUGAGAUGAUUGAGAAAUAUUUUGUAUCGCCAACCCUAUUUCGAGUCAUCCGACUUGCCAGAAUCGGUCGUAUACUUCGUCUCAUCAAAGGGGCCAAAGGCAUUCGUACCCUCCUGUUUGCCUUGAUGAUGUCACUUCCUGCCUUGUUCAAUAUUGGCCUCCUUCUCUUCCUGGUCAUGUUUAUCUAUGCCAUCUUCGGAAUGUCCAACUUUGCCUAUGUAAAGAAAGAGGCGGGGAUUGAUGACAUGUUUAACUUCGAGACAUUCGGGAACUCAAUGCUUUGCCUGUUCCAGAUCACCACGUCUGCCGGAUGGGACGGCCUCUUGGCGCCCAUCCUGAACAAGAAGCAAGAUCUGAAUUGCGACAGCGAAAUGGAGCACCCGGGCAGCUCAUACCGCGGCAACUGCGGAAACCCCUCAGUCGGCAUCUUCUUCUUUGUGAGCUACAUCAUCAUCUGCUUCCUGAUUGUGGUGAACAUGUACAUCGCUGUGAUCUUGGAGAACUUCAGUGUAGCCACAGAGGAGAGUGCCGAACCACUCAGCGAGGACGACUUUGAAAUGUUCUACGAAGUCUGGGAGCGAUUCGACCCCAAUGCUACUCAGUUCGUGGAGUACAACAAGCUUUCUGACUUUGCGGAUGCUCUGGAUCCUCCGUUACGCAUCGCCAAGCCAAACAAGAUCCAGCUCAUUGCCAUGGACCUGCCCAUGGUCAGUGGUGAUCGCAUCCACUGCCUGGACAUCCUGUUUGCAUUUACCCUGAGGGUACUGGGAGAGGAGGGCGAGAUGGAUGCCCUGAGGGGACAAAUGGAGGAUCGUUUCAUGGCCUCCAAUCCCUCAAAAGUCUCCUACGAGCCCAUCACUACAACCCUCCGGAGGAAACAGGAGGAGAUGUCGGCCUCCAUCAUUCAAAGGGCCUUUCGACGGUACCGUUUAAGACAAACAGUAAAGAAGGCCUCCAAAGCGUAUCGGCAACAGCUCCAGGACGGGUUGCGUAUCCCGGAGAAAGAGGUGCUUGUCAUUGGAAAGUUUCAAGAGAACUCUGCGUCGGAUAAAACGGAUAUGACUCCCUCUUCUGCCUCUCCGCCAUCUUAUAACAGUGUGGCCAAGUCAGAGAAAGACAAAUAUGAAAAAGAGAGGAGAGAGAAGGACGACAAAGCAAAAGAUGCACGGGACAGAAAAAAAUGAAUGAGGGAUUGAAACAGAGACUAUUCUUUUCAACUGAGACACUGUUUACAGAGCGGAACACGAGCACCGGGGGGCAAUUCACCUCAAGCGGUUUUGGAACCAAUGCCAAACUGAGUGUGUGUGUGGGGCGGAGUGUGUGUAUGUGCGUGUGUCUAGACUAUUGUGUGCGUUGCCACCGAGCUAGCCUUAGAGGUGCAUUUAUGGUGUUGACGGAAAGCGUUCAUUCAAGGACAGUGCCAGUGUCGACACGUCGAACACACGCACACACACACACUUGAGUAUGACUGUUGAAUCCCUAAAGACAUUGGUGUCAAACAAAAUGGCAAGUAUAGAGUGGUGUGUGAGUUUGUCUUUUAGUUUUGAGUGUUGUCACACAAUCCUGAGGACUAAAAGAAACUGUUAUAGUCAUCAGUAGCUAGUGCUAACACUACCGCUGGUGUCUUUCUUAUUGAAUGGCGUAUUAUAUACCUGCACAUUUUUGUUAGCUCAUUUUUUAAAUCAUGUUGAACUUUUCUACUCAUAGGUUUGAUUGUCUGAACUUCUUAAUUUAAGGGCACGACUGUGGAGGGAGGGACUGGGGAAUGUCGAUCAUAUCCGGUAGUGAAUUAUCCGAACGCUCCUAUAACGGGACCUCAUUUACUUUAGCGUAUGCCGAACAAACCACACACACACACACACAUAUAUAUAUAUACCCGUAGGUUCCAAGUGCUACAAAAUCAAUCACUCAGUAAGCUGAGAGCAGAAUGCUACUGUACUAAUCAGGACUUUAACACAUUUAAUAGAAUGUUUUUUUAUUAUUUAUGGAUGGAGAUGUAGGCCUGUCUGCACUGCCUUACUGAACACAAACACGAAAAUGGAUGUAUUGAACACAAUCCUCCACUGUUGAUAGCAGAAUGAGCCAAACUCAGUGAAUUUGUCAAAAUGUAUCUGAUUCAAACCAGUUGAUCAAUGUUCUGGGUUCAAUACA
Messenger RNA from Rhinichthys klamathensis goyatoka, 7466 nucleotides. It is a transcript of the gene scn1lab, whose product is annotated as sodium channel, voltage-gated, type I like, alpha b. Gene Ontology annotation, biological process: neuronal action potential; sodium ion transmembrane transport; membrane depolarization during action potential. Bases 494 to 6499 code for a protein of 2001 amino acids. The record is from RefSeq and is a predicted model, not a curated record. The transcript is spliced from 27 exons. Gene Ontology annotation, molecular function: voltage-gated sodium channel activity; protein binding. Gene Ontology annotation, cellular component: voltage-gated sodium channel complex; axon; plasma membrane. NCBI's taxonomy places the organism in Eukaryota, Metazoa, Chordata, Actinopteri, Cypriniformes, Leuciscidae.